Pelobates cultripes (western spadefoot toad) is the source of this 10387-nucleotide messenger RNA. NCBI's taxonomy places the organism in Eukaryota, Metazoa, Chordata, Amphibia, Anura, Pelobatidae. The record is from the annotation of a GenBank genome assembly.
CCGCGGUCACGUGACGUAGUGAAGGAGCGGCGGAGUGAAGCGGCGGGAUGGAGGCCGCGCUCUUCAUCUUCUCUCUCAUUGAUUGCUGCGCCCUCAUCUUCCUCUCCGUCUACUUCGUAUCCUUUACCGGCUGAUCCCCCCGGGGAGCCCCCUCUCCUCCCCCAUGUCAUCCCAUGGGAUUAUCUCUGGCCCCUGUGGACAAAUGCCAGAUCCCCCUUUGGGAGAUUCCCUGAGCUGAGGGACAGUCUGACAUUGGUCACCCCAGGGUUGCAGGUGGUUUAAUGUUAGAGUGCAAGCUCCUGGGGUGAGAGUGCCAGCCCCUGGGGGUGAGAGUGCCAGCCCCUGGGGGUGAGAGUGCCAGCCCCUGGGGGUGAGAGUGCCAGCCCCUGGGGGUGAGAGUGCCAGCCCUAACCCCAGCCUGUAAGAUAUUUGUGUUAUCUGUGCCAUAUGACUUGCUCAUAGUCCUUUUCCAUCCUAGAUCACUAUGUUACAUUGUUACCAACCCUGAUCUAGUGUUAUACAGGGCACAGGCAGGUUACAUCUAACACAGAGAGGACUAAUCCUCACAUCAUAAGCUGUUUGAUUUACCUUUCACACACUGUUAGGUGAGAUCACGUUCUAUGGCAUGUUAUUCCCUGUAGGGAAAUAUUGAGGAUUUUAUAAUUUGCAGCUUUAACUUUGAGAACCCCCCCCCCCACACACACCCAAAUAUAUCCCUGGAUACCCCUAGAUCCCUAAUCCUGGACCCCAAUAAGAAAUAUUUCAAUCUUAUGCCCAAACUUGACCUUUAACUCAAGUAAGUCCAGUCAGGUAAGGCAUUCUUCCUAGAUUAAGUGUAAACCCAUAGACCAAUCCGAUAACUGACCGCUCUCUCCCUGUGAAUAAUCCUUCUCUAAGCAUUUAACCAGGAGAGAUACAUGUGGCUAAUCAACAGCUUUCUGAAUUUCCUGGUGUCUAAAUGUUACAAUGUCACCAUUGAUUAUGUGUUCUUGUAUUAUUUAAUGCAAUAAAGAUCCCCAGACUUUGUACCUUGUUCUUUGUUGGCUGUUGAAUGGAAUCUUCUCCUUAUCUUGAGUUCUAGAUAAUAACAUUGUCAGAUUUAGAAUGUGACUACAUCAAUGCCCGGUCAUGUUGCUCCAAACUAAACAAGGUACAGUGGCUUUCUUUCUCCUUUUUGAUUUGUUAAAUGUGAUUUUUAUUUGGGUGCAGGCAAUACCAAUAUUCUAUGCGAGUUUUUGUAAUCGUGUACUUUAUCCAGACUGAAAAAUAUGUGCGCAAAGCAAGUGUAGGGAGGGACACCAAAUUGUAGGGAAUUAAAACGAAAUCUAAAAAUUUAGGCGGAAUUUCUGGAACUUGGAAUCUGGUUUUCAAUUUGUUGCGUAGUGAGUAAACCCUUAGAUGUCUCUAUUCUGUUCCGUUUCUAGUUAUUUGAAAUGGUUAUGGUGCCUGGAGUGUGUGUAUGCAGCGGUUCAUUAUGAAAAGCUGCACAUUCGCAAUUUAAUCCCUCUGGCAGCGUUAUUGGGGGGGGCAUCAUCCAACCUUGAGUUCCUGGCUGGCUAAUGUAAAUUCUGUACGACUUACGUGGCAAUGGCCGAAAGUGCGUCACCAGAACACCAGAAUUGAAACCCAGCAGGGAACCCAGUAAGAGAGCAAACGUUUGCAGAAGAAACUGGAUCAGGGUACUCCUGGGUCUGUAGUGAUUAUAAUGCUUGGCGUGACCACUUAAAGCAGGCUUCCCCAAACUCCGGCCCUCCAGAUGUUGCUGAACUACAACUCCCAUGAUUCCAUGAAUGAAAUAGGUAGGCUGAGAAUCAUGGGAGUUGUAGUUCAGCAACAUCUGCAGGGCCGGAGUCUGGGGAAGCCUGAUUUAAAGCAGCAAUAAAAAUGUGAUUUUUGUUUCACUGCCUAUUUUUACUUUAUCGUGAUGAUUCCAAACUAGUCCUUAUGUAGCCCUUACUAGAUUUGUCAGAUCAGCAGUGGAAUUCAGGACACACAAAAAAAUCAAUCAGGAUUGCAUUUCAAUUCAUAAUCUUGUUUCUUAUAGAAAUCGCUAAAUUAAUAUCAUGAUCGAUUUAACCCUUUCUUUGGCUCAUAAUGUAGCAAUUCCUCAAUUCUACUGAUAUAGAGAUAUUAUAUAAAUAAGACCUUGGGAAACUGUGGCUGCAUGGAUUGAUUUUCGGGAAAUUGACUGGUCUUCUUUAUUUCACAUGUUCAGCUAUGACAGAGCUUACAACCCAAUCUUCAAUGUGUAGCCAACCACAUCAUGUUUUUGGUAUCUAAUGUAAUGGACCCAUAUAAGGACGUGUGAUUCUGACUCUUGCAUGCAUCUUGUGGUCCUGUUUCCCAAACCCCUAGGAUGUUGGGCACAGCUUCCACACUGAGCUGAAAACCUCUACAAAACAUUCUGAUUGUUCUUAUUGUGAAUACUUUGCUCUCCCGGCAGUGGGUGCGCCCAGAGCUGAUAUGCCAUACGCUGGUGACCGUUUUGAUGCUUGUAUCGUUACAUUGGAUCAUCUUUAUCUUGAAUUUACCGGUAGCCACAUGGAAUAUUUAUCGGUGAGUAAAAGUGGAUGAGCUGUUCCAUUACAUUGAGGGUUUUUGAAUCUAAUCUUAAAUUAUUAUUUAUUUAUUUUUCUUUUGAAACAUGGAUUACAAAAGAUAGAUCCACUUUGCUUUAGACCUACUUCCUUUUAUGGUUCUACAACUAAUAAAGGUCUAUCUUUUGGCCCUUGUAUGUUCUAAAAUAAUCGCGUUUUGUCACCAGACAUUGUGAAUAAAACUGGCAAUGAAAGUCCUACUUUAGAAAAUUAACACCGAAUGCUAAAUAGAGCCUUUUAUGGAUAACACUGAAUUGUAGUGAGAUGAAAUCUUAAUAUUUGUAUUCACAGCUUGUAGUCACAGUUUUAGACUAAAAUUUACAAUUCUGUUUUUGAAUCCCAAAAACUUGGGGUUUGUGUUUCUGGAGUAGUCACACGUUUUACAUUGUACAAACAAAAUCUGCGUCUGUCCCAAAACACAACACCACAUUACAAAGUGCAUUUUUUUAAAUCAAACUUUAUUUAGCAAGUUUUUAAAAAUAAUAAAUAGUGAGACGUCAGAGAGGAUUCCCAUGCAGGUUAUAGAAUAAGACUGUGAAAAAAUACGUCAGAGUACAAUACAGACAUUGGGAUCAAAAGCACAAGGACACAUUGAAUUAACACAAUAGUACAAAUGAUGCGUGAUUGGUCAAAAUCCCUGAGGUGUACAUAAACCCUCUUGGAUACCGCAAAUAAAGAGAAUAAGCAGAACUAUGAGGGAACUCCAAACCACAGGGAAAAAGUGGGUAAAAAAAUAAUUGAUGGCUUAGCUGAAAGAGGGAAAGAAAGAUAUGAAUAUAGGAGUCGAGGGACAGAGAGUGGGAAAACAACCUCCACGCAGCUCCAACUCCAGGCUCCUAACUUAAAUAUUCGAACCAUGGGAACCAAGUAGACCGAUACAUAGAAUGUGACUGCAGAUAAGAACCAUUCGGCCCAUCUAGUCUGCCCAAUUUUCUAAAUACUUUCAUUAGUCCCUGGCCUUAUCUUAUAGUUAGGAUAGCCUUAUGCCUAUCCCACGCAUGCUUAAACUCCUUUACUGUGUUAAGCUCUACCACUUCAGCUGGAAGGCUAUUCCAUGCAUCCACUACCCUCUCAGUAAUGUAAUACUUCCUGAUAUUAUUUUCAAACCUUUGUCCCUCUAAUUUAAGACUAUGUCCUCUUGUUGUGGUAGUUUUUCUUCUUUAUAUAUUGAAAUGUUUCUAUCAUAUCCCCCCUGUCUCGUCUUUCCUCCAAGCUAUACAUGUUAAGAUCCUUUAACCUUUCCUGGUAAGUUUUAUCCCGCAAUCCAUGAACCAGUUUAUGUGUGUAUCACCCUUCUCUGAACCCUCUCUAAAGUAUCAAUAUCCUUCUGGAGAUACGGUCUCCAGUACUGCGUACAAUACGUACAUUACUGUACCCGUCUCUAGUAAUGGGAUGCUUUAAUUUCCUCAACUUUUACAACCCAUUGGUGAAACAACAGAGGGAGAGUGCUCUUUCACCAGGAUCAAGGUUAGCGGUGUUAGUAAGGAUUUUUUUGUAACUAGAUGUGGUCAGUUUGAUGUAAUGGAUUCAAAAUGUCGCAGGUCGGGAAGAGGACGCUGAAGUAGGUGAGACGACAGUAUGCUUCGAAAACUGCGCAAUCUCAGAGCACUCCCUGCAUGUAUGCAGUACGAAGUGCAUUUUCUAAAACUGAUUGCUUUUUCCCCUCUGCUUAAUGAUCUGUGGAAGAAUAAAUUAAUAGGACUGUAACUUCUUUUUAAGAAAUGAUAAUGUAUUAAAAAGGUAGCUUAAAAUGUAACUAUAUUGUUGUGAAUGACAAAUCUCCUUCCAUUUAGGUAAAUUCUUGAUAUCUAAGUUUUGAGGGCAAAAUAACCGCCAAGUGUUUAGAUAUAAAUAUAUACUAAACGGCAGAUCUCCUCCCCCAAGCCUUCCCAUCCCUGUUCUGCAUUACACAAUUCAUAGAAUGAGGUUAUUGCUGUGUUAUCUGUAAACAAGGAAGUGGUUCCUGCAGCGCACCUUUCUAGCUAUGCCUUUUAAAGUGACUGCAAGAUGUGUUUUUUGUUUAUAUAAAAAUGUUUGUGUAAAAGUUUUGAAACUUGCAUUAUUCAUUUCUAUUCUCUUUAAAAGUCUGUAUUUUAUAACCAGCUCCCAGAUAGAGCUCUCACGAUUCCAAAAUGCCUUUCACAACAAAGCUCAAUAUGUACAUUGAAUCAAUGUCAUUAGUUUCCCUUGAAGUGGUCUGGGUGCAAUGUCCCAUGUCCCUUAACCCUCCAGUGGUAAUUAUUGCAGUUUCUAAGAAACUGCAGUCCUUACCUCUGAGGGUUGACUCCUCCUCUAGUGGCUGUUUAGAGGGACUUCCAGAAUUGAAAUGGACCUUUACAUGAGGACCUCCAGCAUCAGAUUUUCCCCAUAGGAAGCCUUGAAUAAUGCUUUCAUAUGUGGAAAUCCUAAUGCAUGCGUGGCCAUUGCCGCGCUUGCCCAUUAGGUUUCCGCCGCGGGCGGAAGUCAGCAGGGGAGGAGCGUGGUUGGAGCCUGACUCAACGCCAAGGGACAUCAGUGCUGGAUUCAGGUAAGUGACUAAAGGUGUGUUAAACCAUUCAGCCAUGUGGGAAGGGGGAGGGGGGGCACUGCAGGAUUCUAGUGUCAGGAAAACAGCUUUGCUUUCCUGGCACUAUAGUAUCCCUUUAACUUCCACGUUCCUUUUAUUCCACACAGAUCAAUCUGAAACCAUGCUGCUUUGUGAAUGUGUAUCUAACCAUGGCUGGUUAAUUAACUGGAAGAUUGUCAAUCAAGAAGCAACUUCGUAACAGAUUCCUCUAUUCUAAGUCUCUAAAAGUGACACUCUAGACCUUUAAAGCUUCAGUGUGUGGGGCUAUUGUGUGGUGUUGGGCCUGUGGGGUAGGAGAACAAAUUAAUAUAUAUAAUAAAAAUGAUGUCCUCCCUUGCCUACCAUUUCUUGCAAGCCCUGGUGGUACCUCAAGAGCUGCUAGAGUUGACUAUCGCGAGAUUGGAGAAUUGCCGUGGUAACUCCGGUAACGCUCUGAGCUUGUGAGAGGGGAACCCGGCGGAGCUGCAGGUUAGAGCUCCCCGGGUCCCCUCUCUCACACUCUGCCGGCUGUCACCAAAGUGCUAGCAGGCCGGAGAGGGAGAUCUCUCAUCCUAGCACCGGGAAAAUAACUUGCAGUACCCCAGGGAUGAAGUUAAUUAAAUACUAAACAGGGACUUUUAUUUAUUUUGAAUUUGGGCAGUGGAGUGUCCCUUUAAACAAUGUUACUGAUUGUAUUUACACAACACAUGAAUAGAUUAUAUGCGUUCCCAAGGAAACCUUGUACGUUAUAGCUCAGUUUGUGAAGGUGCUAUACUUGUCAGAUUGCGUUUUUUGGAAUGUGUGUAUCACUGUUUGUCCAUACUGUAAGAAAUGCAUAUUGUAUAAUAAUUUGAUGAAUGCAACACUGCCAGCAGUAUAGGAUACCAAUAAAGGGAUUCCUUCCGGGACAUACAAAGUGCUGGGAUUCUUAUUUACUCUCUAUUUAUAGAUUGAUUUUUAUUUUUUCCAACUCGUGACGUUAAUAUUUUUUUUUCUUCCUGUAAGUAAUAGUAACAAUUCCUAUUAAUUAUCAGUUUUCCAGUACAAAGGUGACAAUUGAACUACAACUCUAUAACCCUCAUCCAGCUCUAUAACACUCAGCUGUAUUGUUGGAGCAAAAACAGAGGCUGGGUUUGUAAUUUAUGAGUGAAGGGGCGGACAAAUUGGGCUUUUUAAUUUUUUUUGUUAAAUCUAAAAACACCCGCUCGGCAUUAGUAACUGUUACCCGAUGUGUCCAUUUAAUGUAAAUAACCCAUUAAGUCUUGUUUCUUGAAACGCCAGGUUUAUCAUGGUGCCAAGUGGAAACCUUGGAGUAUUUGAUCCAACAGAGAUUCACAACAGGGGGCAGCUCAAGUCACACAUGAAGGAAGCCAUGAUCAAACUUGGGUUCCAUCUCCUGUGCUUCUUUAUUUACCUAUACAGGUCAGUACUCUUGGAUUUAUGAGCAGGUUAAAUGGUGCUCAUCCAAGCAUACUCCGGCUGUGCUGAUAUUAGUGUAUCUGCUUCUGCUUGGUAUUGGUAACAAUGUUCUAGGGCUAAGCAGAUUUACAGUGCAAAGUUACAAAAUUAAAAAGAACAAACGUGUAUUCAUCAUGUUAGGCAGUUAUAAUUGAAUCUAUGCUGCUUGUGUAGUGAUACUGUCUCGUAUGAUCUCAACAAUUACCACCAUGCAGACACACAUACGGAGUCAUAGAAAGCUGCCUUUUCACUUGCUUGCACAGCACCUGUAGGUGGCAGAUUUGUUGGGUUGUGAACAGGUGUCUAUCAGUCUGUUAGUACUCUUCACUGCUCACAAGUUUAAAAAAAUAAAAGUGGGAGCACAUUCUAUAAAUACUUUUUACUCCCUUUAAAUGUGACAGUAUAGAUAAGUUUUGUGUCCUGCGCAUGUUUCCCAAGAGCUGCUGUAGCCCAGAAUUCUAUGCUGUGGGCAGUGCAACCUGCAAGGUAGAAUCUUCAGUCUAGAGCAGGGUUAGGCAACCUUAGUCACUCCAGAUGUUGUGGACUACAUCCCCCUCAAUGCUCUUACAACCAUAAUGAUGGCAAAGCAUCAUGGGAGCUGUAGUCCAAAACAUCUGGAGUGCCAAAGGUUGACUACACCUGGUCUAGAUUAAAGUUUUCUGGAUUUCUGUCUAGAUCAAUCUGCAGCUGAAAUGUCCCUGUUUAGAAAAUGUCACAGUGUCCGUUUUCUUGCCAGAUUCACUCCAAAAGUGAAAGAAUUCCAUGGCCGGUUAGUGGAAUACCAGCUAAUAUUUCAUAUUAACCUUUAUUCAGUGCUGCUUCUGGUUCAGAAAAUUCUACUACUUGUCUCACUGUGUGAGAGAUUUCACAAGAAGGGAUUUAAAAAUAAAUAAAUGUUCUUUGCUUCCCAGAACCCCAAACCAGAACAGCAGCAGUUGAAAUCCCAUUGGAUAUGUCCUAGUCCUUGAUAUUAAAAACAGAAUAUUAUGGUUUAAAUGGAUCGGACUCUAAUCUUUUAGUAGUUUUCAGAUAGUUCUCUCUGAGAAUCAGAGAUCAAGGGGUAAAAUCUGAGUUGGAUGUGAGUACCCUGAAAUCAAAUCCGUUCUAUAAUUUACCCCGUCAUACUGUAAGGGGGAUAUGUGUGAUAGGACAAAAUUAACACAGAGACACGCAUUGCGUCCUAUUUAACAUAAUCUGACCUCAGAACUACCUUUGUGAAGGCAUCUAUAAUGUAAUCUAGCAUCCUGGUAUACUAACCUGGGACAUAUAAUGUAGCAAUGAUGUACACGGAUUAUAGUAAUUACAUACAUUCCUACACUGGAGAACUACGUGCUGGUUAAUCCAAGAAUCCUCUUUUUGAGGAGGUAGAAUCUCACCUGACACAGCUUUAGAAAUCGCAUGUAGACUUGUAGUUUUGCUUCCCGGCCAGCCGCAGUGUAAUGCAUUAAGUUAUGUGUUUUGAGCACUUGUGCUUUGCUAACCUUGUUAUGUUCACUGUAAAUCUCUUUGAAACCUGCUUUCUAACUAUAUUUCAUUACCACUUCCCACAGCAUGAUUUUGGCCUUAAUAAAUGACUGAAAAUCUGAGAUCGCCAGCCGCUACACAGUCUGGAGCCGAGCGGCCAUGAACAACGUCAAGCAAGACCUUAACUUAGUUACACACAGAGUAUUUUUCUUUUCCUAUUUUCAAAGCGAUAUUUUUGCUGUAUUUUUUAACAAACUAUGUAAACAUUGACAAAAAAAACCAACUCAAAUCUUCCAAUUAUUAAUCAGGUUUCCCGCAAAACAAACUCCAAGAUUCAUGAACUGUUAAAUGGCUAGAUGCCGCCCUGAUCCAGAGACGGCUGGGUACAUGAUUGGACGUGAAUGACCAACUCCUGUGCUCUGGCAAAGUUUCCCUUUAUUAAAAGUCUAGUGAGGCUGUUUUAUUUUAAGAUACUUCCCUGGGUUUCUCUUGGGACCCGAUACGUAGCUACUUUUUAUAAAUUGAAGCUUUGUUAGAGUCUGUAAACUUGUGGUAAAGCACUGUGUUCUACAUUGCACUCAAUAAAAAAAAAAAACCUUUUUUUUUUUUCAAAUGUUCUGGUUUCCUGGUUCACCUUUGCCGAGUUCUUUUUAAGUUCCAAGGAGUAGAGCUUGCCUUUUAUGUUGUACAUAGGUUAAUUGAAAGAUUAAACCUCAGCGUCUUUGCCCCUCGCCCCUUCCCCUGUGAGAGGUGACUAGUUACUUUUCUAGAAAAGCUCAUGUUUAUGGUAAUCCAUUCACUAACCUGCCCUUAAAGGGAUAUUCCAGACCCCUAAGGCACUUUAACUUGCUGAGGCUAGAAAUUGCUCAGAGCACCUGCCUUGCAAAGACUUUAUACGGAGCUGUACUGGGAAGUCUGUGACUGGGGUUAGAAGGGGGAAGGGUCGCAAAGGCUGCAGAACUGCAGGUGUUAAAGCUGUUUUUAAAAUAUACACCAAAACAAAAAUACAUAAUUCAAUGCAUGCAUGUUUUCAUAGUGGGUGUACCUACUAAACGGAGAUUUUUAUUAUAUUUGGACAGUGUCCCUUUAAGUUCAGUAGUGGGAGGAUAUUAAUCUUUAGAAGCACUACCUUGGUCAAGUUCACAGCUGCUCUGGCCUAACAAGCCUCACACCAAAAGCCUGCUAAAGAUUUCCGCUCAUGUAUACCUCUUACUUUCAGGUCUGAUUAAAUUAUCCUGCUCCUGUCUCCACCUUUCAAACUAAUUUCAUAUCUUUGGGCCCGUAGCAAAACAAAUACACUAAUCUGUUUUGAUCAUCAGCAUGCAAGAAAUGUAUUUAAAUGCAUACUCUAGGCACUUCUUAUUGAGGUGGUCUGGCUGCAGUGUCUCUCUUGUUACCCCUGCAAUGGAAAACAUUGCAGUUUUUGAGAAAUGGCAUUCUUUACAUUAAUGGGUUAAAACUGCCUCUAGUUGCAGUCUCCCAGACAACCAUAGAUGGGCUUCCUGCAGUUAGCCGUGCAUGCGCAUUAGGUCCCUCCCCCCUCCAUUCACUGAUGGUGGAGGAGGAGCAUGUCAAACUUAUUUAUUUAACAUCCAAACCUUCGAAGCCAGCAACUACCUGGUACACACAUCAGGUUACAUUAUGAUAGCAGAAAUACAAGCGAUGUAUAUAGGGUCCCUCUCCUCCUGUCAAUCAUUUCUCCGCAUAGAGGUUUAAGCUAGGACUAAGUGACAAGAGAGCAGGAGAACCCUCCUACACUAACUUUCUGUGCAAUCAUUGUUCUAUAGGUCUGGAAUUCCACUUUAAAGCUAUGGCAGCAUAAGGAUUGGUAAAGUCAGUUACUGUAUCUGUGAUAGGCCACUGCAGAAGUUGCAAAAGCCUGACUAUUUGCAGCAAAUGCAGGGCUGUCAAAAGUAUGUAUUUUUUUGCAUUUACUUCUAAGGCAUUUAUCUUUAUUAAAGUAUGAAAAUGGAUACCUCCACACUGUUUCAAAACAAGUGCCACUUUAUAUCACUGAUUAAUGGAGUUUUCCUCAUGUUUUCAUGAAGUGUGUUCAACUCAAUGAAGUGGUUUUGGUGCAUAGAUCAAUCCUAUGCCACACUUCCUGUGUGGGUAUGUGGAUUAGAACUUUUGCUUAGAAUUAUUCUCCCUUUUGCAAAUGUAACAGCUUUAAUUUGUAGUACACUAUAUUCACACACACACAUUUUAUUUAAACAAAUUGUAACAGAACCGAGCUAAAGUAACAGUAAGGUAUAACACUCUAGUGAAAAGAAGGGGCAAACCAAAAUCAACCCUGGUACACCGGUUGGGGUCACUACCUCUG